AUGUAAUUUAUUAAAAAGAGAAAAGAAUUUGGGUAAGUUUGUUAAAUAAAAAUUUAGUUUGACAUUCAAAUUUAGUGAUUAAGAGACUUCAGAAAGAACAGGUGAGAUCAAAGCCUUAGAUAAGGAUCCUCUUUAACUUCUUAAAAAUAAGGUUAUUGAAAUGGGCAUUUAAGGAUGCAAUCCAUUUUAAGACGCAAGUUCUUAGACAGUCUGGAAUAGAAAAAUUAAUAAGGCUUUACAAGUUGAUGAAGGAGACGAGAGAUAACAAUAAUUAUCAGAUGAAGAUUUUUAAUUGCGUAAAUUUUUAGUAACAGUUUAUCCAAUUAUGGAAGAAGCAAUAUAAUCAAAUGAAACUAUUGAUAUAUAUUAAGAUGAUUUCAAUGUGUUAUCACUAUCAGAAUAAAAUGGAGGUAUUAUAGUCAAAUAUUUUAUUAUAGAUUAAAAUACUGAAAUUACUAAUGUAAUUAUAGAAAUGAAAAGUUUCAGUUACUUAAAUUGUAAAGCUAAAAAGAUAUAAUGCAUUCAAUUCUAACCAACUAGUUAAGCUAUUAAAUCUAAAUAUAUUGUUGCAGAAUCUUUUGUAGAAAAUCUCCUCUUUGAAGAGAGAGCUAUCUAUUAACUUAAAUCUCAUAAAGUAUUUUGGGAUUUUGAAGAUAUCCAUUCUAUAGAACCAGUUCUUCUAUUAUAAUCUCCACUUGAGAUACUUUCUUUUGAAUUUAAUCCAAAAGAUCCUAAUAUUAUAGUAGGUGGUACUAUUAAUGGUUAAGUAAUGUUAUGUACAGCUCUUUCUGUCUUUGCUUCUAUAAAACUUAAAAAACUAAAUAAGAAAGAAGUCUUUAUACAAUUCUCACUAUUUUUCAGAUGAAAUAUAAGAACUUCAACCUAAAAUGGUUUCAGCUUUAUAAGAUCCUGCUUCUUAUUAAGCAGGUUCUUCAAAUGAAGUUUUAAGAAAACAAGUUGCAUCUCAUAAGAAUUCUGUUUUAGCUGUGAAAUGGUUUCCUAUUGGAGUGGAUUUUGAUAAGAAACAUUUUAAUCAUCUUAUACUUACAUCUUCUUAAGAAACAUAUUAAUUUGCUAGUAUUAGUUCAGAUGGAUAAAUUUGA
Paramecium sonneborni is the source of this 1103-nucleotide messenger RNA. NCBI's taxonomy places the organism in Eukaryota, Ciliophora, Oligohymenophorea, Peniculida, Parameciidae. The record is from the annotation of a GenBank genome assembly.